Molecule: messenger RNA, 1369 nt
Organism: Durusdinium trenchii
Lineage: Eukaryota; Dinophyceae; Suessiales; Symbiodiniaceae
Source: the annotation of a GenBank genome assembly
AGCCGAGAUGCCUCAAGAUGCAUCAUGAUGAGACCCACAGAUCAAAGCCCUUCGGGGCUAAGUCGCUCUUCCCGCUCUGGUGUGCUGGAUUCCAGAAGAUGGCACAUGUUGAGCAUAUACAUGACUUUGGGUAUUUUGAACCAGACCCUUUGGCUCAGUUUUGCUGCUACACCAGAAGCAACAGCAAGCCGUUUCGGCAUUGAUGAGCGUUUUAUUGCUUACCUGGCGGUUCUCUGCAACGCAGUCUAUGUCCCUGGCAGCUGGCUGUGCACAUGGCUAUUGCGAAGUCAUGGCCUGGCCAAGGUCAUGGGAGUAGCUUGUUGGUUGCAACUGGUUGGUGGCUUCUUACGCUGGCUCUCAGAUCUGCUGCUUCGCCCCCUCUCAGGGCCCUUGGGAUUUCUGGGUCUCUUCUGCGGCCAAGGUAUCGCGGCGGUUGCUUCGCCUUUGAUCAUGAACACCCCAGCUGUUUUUGCAGAUGCUUGGUUUGGAAAACGAGAACGCGAGGGUGUAUUGGCUGCUGGUGCUUUGUCGCCCAUUUUUGGACAGGGCUUGGGCUCUGCACUGGCAGGUUUCAUUGUGACAGGUCCAGAGGCCGAAGGCACUAAAACACUGCUCGCAGGGCAGGCAAUCUUUAGCCUUGUACUUGCCAUAUGGACCCUGAACCAAUUCAUGGAUUCUCCCCGUGCUGGUGUUGCACUGAGUGCAGCUGGCAGCUCCCUCCGCGAGACUUUGCAGCUUCUGUGUCGCCCCCACUUCUUUUUGCUUUUGGUAAUCUUCAUUUGCGGCAUGGCCUUGGCUGCGUCAACCUUGACACUCUUUGGUGAUAUUGCCAGCGGCUGCGGCUACACUUCUACUGAAGCUGGUCUUGCGAGUGGGCUGUUCAUGAUAGGAGGAGUGCUUGGCUCUCUUGGAACUGGAUAUGUCUUGGGAGUAACACGAGCUUAUCGGACCAUCCUGCGCUGUGCUAUUCUGUCGGCAGUGUCAUUUGGAUGCCUUUUUCUUCUCAUGCUCCGUCCUAACAAUCUUGUUGGUCUCUUGAUUACAGUGACCUUCUUUGGCACCUUCAUGAUGAGUUCGCUGCCUGCAUUGCUCUCAAAUGCGGUAGAAGAGACUUACCCGACACCCCCAGAGAUCUCGACCACUCUACUCUUUAAUUCAGCCAUUCUUAUGCAGGUGUUCUUUACCCCGCUGGUGCAAUUCAUCUUAAACCAGGAUGACGACUGUGCGUCUUGGGGAUCCAAGUACAGUUCUUUCAAUAUUUAUUGUGGGCUCUUUGGCUGUUUACUGCCUGCCAUUCUUUACUGUGGCAAGAGCAAUCGGAUGUUGGCCGAGAACGAAGAGGAAGCUUCUUUCACCGGAGGCUAGUGAA